AUGUCCCAUCUCUCGCCCGAAACGAUCUUCUCUCCCACAGUUGCCCGCCAGCAACUCGCAGCUGCCAAAGAUUGGUCAUAUAUUGAUAGCUGGCUCUCGAUCAAGUUCGCCAGUCAGGCCAUUCCAUCCUUCGAACGAAAUCCUUCUACGCUCAAAGCGCUACUCUCUCUCGCCUCACUUAACGAAACUGCAGAUGAGGAACAGGAACUCUUAGCUCGAUCGCGGGAAAAGGCUCUUACCGCCAUACAAACCUCCCUUCAAAACGACGCAAAUGCCGAGCUUUUACAUACCCUGGAAGAUUCCCUCACUCCAGAAGGUCAAACCUCUCUCGAGACCCUCGCAUCCUUAUCGACGACCUUCAACCUAUCCACUCCCUCCCCCGAACUCAUCGGCCACAAACUCCUCUCCUUACAAACAACAUCCUACACACUUUCUCAAGCCAGCUCCCGCGUAGCUACCCUCCAGCGCUCUCUCACCACGGAACUGACCAACCUAAGUACCCUCAUCGCCUCUCUCCAAUCUCCCUCUUAUCAAGCCCCCGACGACCUCCCUAAACAAACAGUCGACCUCCAACGCAAAGCAAAAAUCCUCAGCAGCAAAUUGCCCGAAAUCCGCGAGCGCAUAGCUACUCUAUCAUCUUCAUCCAAUACAUCUACUCCGAAAGUAACUGUUGAGACUAUCAAAGCCGAAGAGGAGAAAUUCAAAGAGUGGUUAAAGAGAGUCAAGGAUUUGGAGACGCAGGUCAAGGCAUUCCACGGUUUACCACAAGAUAUUGAUUUGGCCAGACUGGAACUAGAGAGUUUGAGAAUGGAGUUGAGGGACUUUACAAGAGAAAGAGACGGGUUAUUUGAGGGACUAGUGGAGAGAGAAAGUCCCAAAAAGAGCAGACGAUAG
This is a messenger RNA of Sclerotinia sclerotiorum 1980 UF-70, 894 nucleotides long. RefSeq lists its product as hypothetical. The record is from RefSeq and is a predicted model, not a curated record. Bases 1 to 894 code for a protein of 297 amino acids. NCBI's taxonomy places the organism in Eukaryota, Fungi, Ascomycota, Leotiomycetes, Helotiales, Sclerotiniaceae. Gene Ontology annotation, cellular component: HAUS complex; cytosol. Gene Ontology annotation, biological process: spindle assembly. The transcript has a single exon.